GCAGGAAUCUACCUUUCUCUUCCCAUUCAAAUUAAGAACAAAUUCCCCAUUUUCUUAUUUGUUCAGGUUUUUUUCACCUUAACUCCUCAUUUCCGUUUCCCGCCCUUCUUCGCUUACUAUUUUCUUCCUUCUGUUUUCUCACAUGAUUAUCCCUUUACCUUCGCUAACAAAAUUUUCAUCAAAAUAUCUUCUCUGAUCUCAUAAUCAUCAGUUAUGAAACUUGUUUGUUUUUCUGAGGUUUUACGUUUUUCAAUGGAUAAAAUUCGUUUGAGCUGUUGUUGCAAUAGAAAAGAAGGAAAGAGAACAAUAAAUUUAGCCAUCUAGGGUUUUAGAUUUGGAAAAGAUAAGGUUUUAAUUUAAUGGCAGAAUAUGGUCGACAUCAUAAUAUUACUACUGGGGAUGGUAAUGGAAAUAAUAAAUUAUCAUCUACCGAAGCUGGAAUUCCAUCUGGACUUAAUCGAAUCAAAACUACCCGUAAAUCUACUGAUCGAUUAUUAAAUUUUAUGAAUAAUAACCAUAAUAAUAAUGAAGGUGGUUCUCCUAGAUCGAGUGGAAUUGGAUUUUUUCGACCUCCGCCCCCUCCUCCUCCACCCGUUGCUGUUGCCAAGCAUAAAACUGGUCAAUACGGAAAUAAAGAAGGUCAUCACAAAGGGAAGAACUUCGCUCGAUGGUUCACAUCGUAUCUCUCUAAGGGUUAUUAUCAAGUACCUAAUAAUAAUAUUUCAGUCAAAACUGAGGUUGGAGAGUCGGAAAUUAAAAUGCUCAAUAAGGAAGGUGCUGAUGUAGCUAAACAUCCAGCUGGAAAGGAAUCAUCAACAGAGCAGUUGGGCACAAGAAAAAUCCCAAUAGGUUUAAAAAGUUUUUCUCAUGAAUUAGGACCAAAGGGUGGUAUACGACCUGUCCAUCCACGUGCACACAGCUACAAUGACUUAAAAGAGCUUUUGGGUUCGCUUCAUUCAAGGUUCGAUGCCGCUAAAGUUGUGGUGGAUACCGAGCUGACUAAUUUUGCAGGCAGUGUUGAAGAGAUUCUUACGAGGAAGGGAUCCUCAUCUCCGGAUGGGCAAAAAGCGGCAGAGGACCUUUUGAUUCUAGCCCAACAAUGCAUAGGAAUGACCUCCACAGAGUUCCGUACGAAGUGUGAGAGAAUUGUGCAUGAUCUGGCUGAGAAAAGGCAGCAGUGUCAAGGAGGUUUGCUGAAACAGUUGUUUACUCAUAUGCUCUUUAUCUUGACUCGCUGCACCAGGCUGUUGCAAUUUGAGAAUAUGGAGCCGAUUAAUGAAGAUUCUCUUUUUAAAUUUAGGCAAUGCCUAGAAAGCAUUCCUACUGUUGAAAUGAACUGGGGACCUCCGAAGGAUAAUGCCAAACAGGGAUUGAGUACAGCAUAUUCUCUCCCAUGCAAGCCCGACCAAGUUAACAGAAAGGUUAAAACUCCGAGUAACGAUUCCGUUUUCUCAACAGAGAAGCCAUUGUCCCGUAGUUCUCAGGUUGAGAGCCGAUUAGGUGAAACUUGUAUCACAGAGUUUCAUUCGCAAACUGGUAGCGCUACUACAACCAGGCAUUUCUCCUCUUAUAGGGAGGAUAUUGGAGGUUUACCUAAAAAGCUGCUUAAAAAAUCCAGUGGUGAUUCACUUAAUGGAAAGGAUAGGAUUAUUGAUGGAUCUGAUUCAGUAAUAUGUAGGAUAUGUGAGGAAAUUGUUCCAACGACGCACUUGGAAUCUCACUCUUAUAUAUGUGCUUAUGCGGAGAAAUGUAACUUAAACUCCUUGGAUGUGAAUGAGCGCCUAGCCAAACUUACAGAGAUAUUGGAUCAGAUUGUAGAGUCCUGCACCCUUGGUUUUAAUGUAUCCUAUGAAAGCCCAGAUACUUCAAAAUUACGAACUGCAAACUCUAUGACUGGGUCUGAAGUCCAGUCCCCUAGGAUAACCGAGUGGCACCAUAAAGGAGUAGAAGGUAUGUUCGAAGAUAUUCAUGAGAUGGACACAGCUUGUAUAGAUGAUUCACACCAUGGAGGUUUGAGUAAUUUGAAAAGCCAUUUGGCUGUGAAGCUCAGUCAGUGUGGUGCAACCUCUUCUACCGGGAGCCAGACUUCGGCUUCGUCAACAAAUACACCAAGAACAAGCCAUUUUGAGUUGUUCUGGUUAGAGUAUAAUAACACAUCUGAGCCAGAAGAUUUACACCAGAUGAGUGAGCUGGUUGACAUUGCUAAUUGCAUAGCAAGCACAGAUCUUAUGAAAGAAGGGUCCCCUGACUAUCUAGUUGAAUGCAUGCGCGACUUGCAGGAUAUUUUACUGGAGUGCAAGGUCAGAGCUCUGGUAAUAGAUACAUUUGGAAGCCGUAUAGAGAACCUCCUAAGGGAAAAAUAUGCUCUUGCUUGUGAGGUGAUGGAUGACAGAAGUCCUACAGAUGUAAGCAAAUUUAAUGGCAGUGGAUGCUUGGGGGAUAGUACUUCACAAAGUAGUACAAUGUCAACUCCUUCACAUGGCACACAUAAAGAGCGAACUAGCAUUGAUGACUUUGAAAUGAUCAAACCUAUUAGCAGGGGCGCCUAUGGGAAAGUCUUCCUUGCACGCAAGCGAACAACAGGAGAUCUAUUUGCGAUAAAGGUGCUCAAAAAAUUGGAUAUGAUAAGGAAAAAUGAUAUUGAGCGUAUACUAGCAGAGCGUAACAUAUUAAUCACAGUCAGGAACCCAUUUGUGGUACGGUUCUUUUAUUCAUUCACAUGCAGAGAUAAUCUCUAUUUGGUUAUGGAAUAUUUGAAUGGAGGUGACCUGUACUCAUUGCUUAGAAAAGUGGGUUGCUUGGAAGAAGAUAUAGCUCGAACAUAUAUUGCUGAAUUGGUACUUGCUUUAGAAUAUCUUCACUCCAUGGGAAUAGUUCAUCGUGAUUUAAAACCAGACAACAUAUUAAUCGCGCAUGAUGGACACACAAAGCUUACAGAUUUUGGACUGUCAAAAAUUGGGCUUAUAAAUAGCACUGUUGACUUGUCUGGAUCUGAGACAGAUGAAACUUCCCCGAUAGAUACUGAAGACUUGCAUACUUCUUUUGAGCAUACUGCACAAACAGAGGAGAUAACUAAACGAUCAGCUGUUGGCACACCUGAUUAUUUGGCACCUGAGAUUCUUCUUGGAACGCAGCAUGGUUAUGCAGCUGAUUGGUGGUCGGUGGGAGUAAUCCUUUUCGAGCUUAUAACAGGAACACCACCUUUCAAUGCUGAAUGUCCUCAGAGUAUCUUCGCCAACAUUCUGAAUCAAAAAAUACCAUGGCCGGCCGUUCCUACUGAUAUGUCUUUUGAAGCCCGAGACUUGAUUGAGAGCUUUCUUAUUCAUGACCCGGAUCAGCGCCUUGGAGCCAAUGGAGCAUCAGAGGUAAAAGCACAUUCCUUCUUCAAGGGAAUCAACUGGGACACCCUUGCCUUACAAAAGGCUGCGUUUUUGCCAAGCCCUGAUAGUGCAGAUGAUACAAGCUAUUUCACAUCAAGGUAUUCUGAAAUUUCACAUGGAGUACCUGAAGAUCAGCACUGUAGUGAUACUGGCUCUGAUUCAACUGGUUCUUGCUCAGACUGUGAACAUGAGAUCGGUGAUUGUGGCGAACUGAACGACUUUGAAUCUCCUCCUUUAGAUCUUUCCAUGAUGAAUUUUUCUUUCAAGAAUUUGUCGCAAUUGGCAUCCAUUAAUUACGAUUUGCUCAUACAAAGUGGGAGGACUCCUUCGAAGGGUUCAUCCCCCACAAGAGAUGGGGAAUUUUAACUCAUCGAUAACUCAGCUUUUCUUUUCUAUUCUGUUACACUUGGCAUAUGUUUUCGGUUUUAUUCCUUUCAGGUGAGCUAUCUAUGUACUGUUGAGAUCAUUAUGAAUCAAGUAGUAUUUUUGUCCACCUGAUCCAGCAAUUUCAGGUUUUUCCUUUCCACUAUCGAUGACUAUUUUGAUGUCGCAUUGUGUGUGACACAUUUACCUACCCUUAUUAUGCUAUAUAUGUACCUUGAAAUGAUGAAGAAAAAAGAACCAAGUUCAAAUCAAUAGCACAAGUAUCGUCCUUA
Messenger RNA from Papaver somniferum (opium poppy), 4036 nucleotides. Its product is annotated as probable serine/threonine protein kinase IRE4. Gene Ontology annotation, molecular function: protein serine/threonine kinase activity; ATP binding. NCBI's taxonomy places the organism in Eukaryota, Viridiplantae, Streptophyta, Magnoliopsida, Ranunculales, Papaveraceae. Bases 360 to 3746 code for a protein of 1128 amino acids. The record is from RefSeq and is a predicted model, not a curated record. Gene Ontology annotation, biological process: peptidyl-serine phosphorylation; intracellular signal transduction. The transcript is spliced from 17 exons.